Messenger RNA from Paramecium primaurelia, 2262 nucleotides. NCBI's taxonomy places the organism in Eukaryota, Ciliophora, Oligohymenophorea, Peniculida, Parameciidae. The record is from the annotation of a GenBank genome assembly.
AUGAACAAAGCAUUUCAAAGAAGUAAUGAUUAAUAGCAAUAAUAGAGCAUUCUGACAAUAGUAUUCUCAAAGGCAAAACAUAGCAUCACACUCAAUAGCGAAGUCCCUUAAGUACAAAAGAAAAUGAUACCAAAUUCAAAUACCCUGAAGUUCUUCGUCGAAAAGAAUCUAAACCAUUAUAAGUGCAAACUAAUUAAUCAGAUAUGAGAUCACCAAGUGCUUAAUCAACAUAAUCUCCAAUUAAUAGUAAUAAUUUUAAUAUAUACUUAAGAGAGCAUUCUAAUUACUCAUCGAUCUCAAUCAAUGUUUUAAGAUGCUUAAUAUAUAGAUUAUAUUAUCACUAAUAAAGAAGUGAAUUUAUUUCUUAAAAAACACUUCCUACAUGAACAUAUGCAUACUAAUAGUUCAAGAAAUACAAAUACUAAAUUAAUUUGUGAUUCUUGGGAUAAAGUCCCUGUAACUUAUUUUAUUAAAGCAUUAUUUGAUGAGUAUCCUGAAAUAAUUGAGGAUCAUCAUUUAAAUGAAAAGUUGAAUAUCAAAUUGAAAACCCUAAUAAAAGACUUGAUUUCUGAAGAUGGAUAACUUUUAUCAUUGAAUAAACUAUAAAUUCAUACACGUCAUUUAGGAUUGUUAGGAUUGUUGCUGACUGCUCUCAGAGACAUUUAAGAUGCACCUACUGUAAAUCAUAAUACUCCUCAUAAUUAAUCUAUCUCACAUGAAUAGGAUAUCUCAAAUACUUAAUAAUAAUAAUCUAAAUUUCAUAAAAUGGCUUCAGAGAUAACAUAAUCAGCUGAAAAUAGAAUAAAUGAAUUGGUAAAUUUAAAAUUACAAUAAUUCACAAUCAAAUAAAAAGAAUUGGAAAAAUAGAUCUAAUAAUUAAAAUAAAAAGCAACUGAAAAUUUUGAUUUAUUCUAACAUGAGGCCAAAAAUAAAUAAGUGAUUACUAAUUUAACUUAAUAAUUAUAAUAGAAAGAUUAAAUUAUAGCAGAUCUAGAAUAAAAAUUAAUUAAGAAAUGGAUGAAUUCAUCAAUAGAAGAAGAAACUCAUACAAAUAAAAUUGCAUAACCAAAAGCAUCACCAAUCAAAAUUUAAAGUCCAAGCUAAUCUCCUUUUAAUGAUAGCAACCAAUAUUUAUAAAGAAUGAUUAGUAACUUAUGCACUGUCUGGGAUCUAGGUUGUGUUAAUGAAGAUUAUAGAUUUGCUUAAAUUCUAACAGCACAAGAAAAUAAUUAAAUGCCUUACUAACAUUUUUAACUAAUUCCAAUAAUAAAGACAAUUCCUGGCUUUAAUGAUUUCAUUUUUAAAUCAUAAAAUAACAAUCACAUCAUUACUAAUUUUAUUUAGAAUUGCAUGAAUAAUGAUAAUAAUAUUAUCUUAGAUUUAUAUUAUGAAAUUAUUACUUUACUUCCAAAUUUUAAAAUUAGUGAUCAGGAUUAAUAUUUAAUUAAUGUAAUGUAAUUAUUUCUAAAACUAACUGUUUCAAUUUUAUAGAUCAAAAAUGUAUUCAAUAUCAAUAAAUUAAAAGAAUGGGGAUCUAUUAAGAGACAACUUACUGAAUAAUAAAAUUAAUUUGUUAAGAAUUUAAUUAAUUAGAUAGUUUAAAUUAAUUAAUAUAGUAUUAAAUAAAUACCUCAAUCAAAAUUAUGGAAUCAGUAAUAGAUUUAUCAUGAUUAAUAUGUUUCAGAAUAUAAUAAUAGAUUGAUUGAGAAUCAAGUAAUCAAUAAUAUAUUAAAAAAACAAUUAAAUUAGAUACAUAAUAAGUAGAAUACAAAGUUAUCUCUUAUUAUUAGGAUUAUUUAAUGCUUUUAUUAUAAUGAUGUUGAAGAAUUAAUUGGUUUAAUGUAAUCAAUUUAAGGUGAAACAGAUAUAGAUAUCUAUUUAUCAAAACUAAUACUAGAUUGUGAUUGUAUCAACCUAAUAUUGUUCCCUAGUUUGUUUAAUCCUAAAUAUGUACUUAAAUCAAUUACAAACUUACUUUAAUUUAAAUGUCCUGGUUAAUUCUAUUUAUUAUAUACUAAGUAAGUAUGCUAAAUUAGAAAUAUUGAUUUAUUGAUCGAAUUAUUAACUAAAAUGCAUAAUACUAUGAAUUCAGAUGUUGUUAUUAAAUUAUGGGAUGUGCUUGGUGCUAUUGCAAAAAGUGCUGCCUUAAAAGAAUGUAAAGAAGGUCUUCAAUUUAUAAUAAGAUUAUAUUCGAAUUCUCAUCAAGCAACAAUAUUACAUAAUAUAUAAUAAGUAUAAAAAAAUUUAGCUAUCCCAAUCUGA